AUGGCUAGUUCAACACCAAUUUCAGCGCUUUUCCUCUUCUUCCUCCUCGCAUCUGGCUCUGCGGCCACAGCACCCAGCAAGAGAAGGUUGGUGUUUUACUUCAAUGACAUUCUUUACGAUGGAAAGAAUGCAAACAGAACCACUUUGGCAGGAGAAAACCAUUUGGGUGACAUGGUCGUCUUUGAUGACCCCGUUAACUUGGACAACGAUCUGCAGUCAACCCAAGUUCGUUGUGCACAAAGCUUAUAUUUCUAUGGCAAGAGAGAUAUAUUCACUGCUUGGCUUGGCUUCUCCUUCGUGUUUAACUACACCAAGCGCACUGGAGGAAGCUUCAACUUUCCUGGUGCUAAUCCUUUGAUGGGCAAGGCCGAGGACAUUUCAGUGAUUGGGGGUACUGAUGAUUUCUUCAUGGGUCAAGGGAGGGCAAUUUUGAUGAUUAAUUCAUUUCAGGGGAAACUGUACUUCAGGCUUCGCCUUGAUUUUAAUCUUUAUGAGAGUUGGUAG
Molecule: messenger RNA, 504 nt
Organism: Rosa rugosa (rugosa rose)
Lineage: Eukaryota; Viridiplantae; Streptophyta; Magnoliopsida; Rosales; Rosaceae
Product: dirigent protein-like
Exons: 1
Coding region: 1-504 (167 amino acids)
Source: RefSeq, a predicted model, not a curated record